AUGGCGGAGCUUCUUAUCUGGGCGGAGGUGCGUCACCAGUGUGGCGAAGGCUCGUCGCCAGCAGCCAGUGGGUGGGAGUGCUUGUCCGUGUUGUGUCGAUGCGCCGGUGCACUGGUGUGCGGGCGGCGGCACGAUGCAACGAAUGAGACACAGAACAACGUGGGAGUGGAUAAGGAUGGAGUGUCGGAGGUUACUGGGCUAGGCCGUAUUGGUGGUCUGCCCCAAAUACGUAUCGCCGAUAAGGAAGCCUUUGAUGUGAUAGAUAUGCAAGAUUGCGAUGCUUCUGUUAUCAACACGAUAUCUGCAACUAUCAAAGAAUCUGAUGAACUGUGUGAAGGCUUUCAUAAAUCGGAUAAAGCUCGUCAAUAUGUUGACGAGUUGGAUAACUUCAGGAACAAGAGGCUGGACCUACCUGGUGAAUUGCUUGGAAGGGAACUUAGGGCACAUCUUAGGCUGGCAGAGAGACGGAUGGUUAAGACCAUUCAAAGAGAUUUGAAUAGUGACCGUGAGUUACAAGAUCUUGAACGUUAUAUAGAUGCAUCGAUUGUUACUAAUGGUCUAAAUCGUGCCUUUUCCCCUGGUUCUUGGUGCCAUCCCUACAAAAGAGCUGAACGGUGCUCAGGAAUUGUUGCGACUCUAAGGAGAACUAAUCCUCUUCAAAUGAUGUCUGACUUGAGGAAAACCCGGCAGCGGGUUGCUUAUGCUGGGAAAGCUGGUGAUGCAAGAUAUCCGUAA
Molecule: messenger RNA, 735 nt
Organism: Miscanthus lutarioriparius
Lineage: Eukaryota; Viridiplantae; Streptophyta; Magnoliopsida; Poales; Poaceae
Source: the annotation of a GenBank genome assembly